AUGUCGACAACAGAGGCGGCUCAGCAGCCACAGCCCGCGGCGCAACCCGCCCAGGACGGCGCCUCAAAACCCCAGGGGGAGCAGAAAUGGCAGAACAAGAACGGCAACUUCAAGCAGAACGGCAAGCGCCAAUUCCAGGGCCAGGGUGGCGGCAGGAGGGAUCCCAAGCAGAGGAAAUCGAAGCGUGAGAGGAACAUCACGGAGGGAUCGUCGGAAGAGGUUUUGGCGGCGGAUGUGCAAGCGCUCAUCGCCUCACGCAAGGACUUGUUCCCUGAGACCGAGGUGAGGGAGGGGGAGGACGGCGCAGUCGAGACACCUCAAAUACCGCUCCCUGACCUCUUCACCGAGAUCGAGGUAGAGGUGAAGGAGCUCUCUUCAACGGGUGACGGUCUUGCGGUGCAACCCCACUCCCCACAAGUCUACGUCGUCCCCUUCGUGGCCCCCGGCGACGUCGCAAAGAUCAAAGUCGUCCGCCACGUCCGCGAGGAAAACUACUCCGUCGCCGACUUCCUGUCAGUGAUCACGCCCGGCCCCCUGCGCGACGACUCCCGGAUCAACUGCAAAUACUUCUCCACCUGCUCCGGCUGCCAGUUCCAGAUGCUCGACUACGACACCCAGCUCGCUCACAAGCGCACCAUCGUCGAGAAGGCGUACAAGAACUUCUCGCAGCUGCCGCCCGAGCUGGUCCCGACCAUCAGGGACACCAUCGGCAGCCCCCUGCAGUACAACUACCGCACCAAGCUCACCCCUCACUUCGACGGCCCCCCUGGUUUCCACAAGAAGGGCAGGCCCAGGAAGGCGCUCGAGAAGGUCCCCGAGGUGGGCUUCAACGCCAAGGGCAGGAGAAUCGUGCUGGACAUCGAGGACUGCCCCAUCGGAACGGACGCCGUACGGCUGGGCAUGAAGCGCGAGCGCGCGAGGAUCGCCCGCGACUUUGGCAACUACACCAAGGGCGCCACGAUCCUCCUCCGCGAGAACACCACGCGGUACCCCAAAACCGGCGCAGAGCAGCCGCCCGCCGAGCUGUCUGAAGACGCGGUCCGCGUCGAGACAGACACCCACGUCGACAUCAAGACGUGCAUCUCGGAAGCCACGGGCGCCAUGUCGAGCGAGUACAUUGACGACUUCAUCUUCACGAACCCGGCCAACUCCUUCUUCCAAAACAACAACUCGAUCCUGCCAAAGUUCACAGACUACAUCCGCCAGCACGUCAUGCCGCCCGCGGGCCCCAACCGCGACCGCAUAAAGUACCUCAUCGACGCCUACUCGGGCUCCGGCCUCUUCACCAUCACGCUCGCCUCGCUCUUCAAGGGCAGCACGGGCAUCGAUAUCGCCAAGGACUCGAUCGAGUACGCCCGCAAGAACGCAAAGCUCAACGGCCUCCCCGAGGAGCAGUGCAACUUCAUGGCCGCCGACGCCCCGGAGCUGUUCAAGCACGUGACGUACCCCGCGGACGAGACGGUCGUCGUGAUUGAUCCCCCGCGCAAGGGCUGCGAUAAUGACUUCUUGAGCCAGCUGCUGCGCCACGGGCCGAGGCGGGUCGUCUACGUGAGCUGCAACGUGCACACGCAGGCGCGCGACGUCGGCGUGCUUGUGCGCGGCGACGGGGGCGACGGCACAAAGUACGAGAUUGAGAGCCUGGUGGGAUUCGACUUCUUCCCGCAGACGGGACACGUCGAGGGCGUGGCGGUGUUGAACAGGGUGGAAAAGGAUGCGUAA
This is a messenger RNA of Colletotrichum chrysophilum, 1719 nucleotides long. RefSeq lists its product as uncharacterized. Gene Ontology annotation, biological process: tRNA processing. The coding region runs from base 1 to 1719 and encodes 572 amino acids. The record is from RefSeq and is a predicted model, not a curated record. Gene Ontology annotation, molecular function: tRNA (uracil(54)-C5)-methyltransferase activity, S-adenosyl methionine-dependent. The transcript has a single exon. NCBI's taxonomy places the organism in Eukaryota, Fungi, Ascomycota, Sordariomycetes, Glomerellales, Glomerellaceae.